AUUUGUAAACGACAGAUGUGGCAAAGAAACGACAUUGCUGGCUGAUCAGAAAACCAAAUCAAUUUUACUCUAACCAAAAUUAGGGUUUGUUUUAGAAAGAGAAAAUGCGUAGAUACAAAGACGAAGCAGCAGCGGUUCGAGUGUACACAGUGUGCGACGAGUCCAGAUAUUUGAUAGUAAGAAACGUUCCAGCUGUAGGCUGCGGCGACGAUCUGUUGAAACUUUUCGCCUCCUAUGGUGACAUUCAAGACUUUAAACCAAUGGAUGCUGAAGAUUGUGAACAAUUUACUGAUGUAUACUGGAUUCAAUUUUGUCUGGUCAGCAAUGCCAGGUAUGCAAAAAGAAAAUUGGAUGAGUAUGCUUUUAUGGGGAAUAAAUUACAGGUCUCCUAUGCGCCUCAAUUUGAGAGUGUUUCUGAUACUAAGGACAAGUUAGAAGGCAGAAUUAAGGAGGUGUUUUCGAGAUUAAACCCUGGAAGAUCUAAAGGGCGGCCUACAGUUCACAACUCAGGUGAUUCAAGUGAAGCUUCAUUGCUUUCAGCUGUGGAGCGUGCAGGAUCACAACAUAAUCAGUCGACUUUAAUUGAACCUCCUAUCACACGGGUUUCAUCUAAUCAGGAAUAUUUUCCUUCCCAGUCUAUGAAUCAGACUGUUAAUUUGGUCAGGGAAAAGCUCAAUAAGAUUCAAUCAAGCACCGAAAAUCUACAAGCUGGCCCUGUACCGAAGAAAACACGAGUUGACAAUAGAAGAAGAAUAUAGUGCAAACUCCUGCGAUGGACAUAAUUCAUCUCGCUACGCACUUAAAGGAAACUGCAGGAGGCACAUACUUCUCAAUAGCUUUCAAACAAAUACUUCCCAAAUCUUGAUGACCUUAUUAUCAAGUCUUUCAUCUUCAUACCAUUGUCACAUGAGAGUUCAUCAAAUGGCUGGCAUUCUGCUCCCGUGUAAUGCUUUCCUCUUAUUGGUAACUACGUUACCUGAAGUCCUCAAUUUUCCCUCCCGCACUUGUUGACACAACACGGGUACUUACUAAUGAUCCGAUAGAUCCUUCAAGUGGCAGUCGAACAGUUUAGAAGAAGAAGAAGAAGAAACUUCAAGUGGCAGUGGGACAUUUUAGAAGAAGAAGAAGAAGAAGAAGAAGAAGAAGAAGAAAAAGGUAGGGACAUUAAGUAAAAGAAUUGCCUGGCUUGAGAGAAUGGACACUUCAGAAGAAAAAAAAGAGCAAAAAAGGACAUAAAGAAAGAAUUAAUUGUUUGGCUCGAGAGCAGUUUUGUAAUCUGUUCUCAAUUUGAUUAUUUGCAUGUCAUGUAUUAAAAGAGUGCUAAUUGUCAUGAACACAUGAUAUGAAGAGUUGUAAUUCAAUCUCAAUUUGACUA
Molecule: messenger RNA, 1375 nt
Organism: Mercurialis annua (annual mercury)
Lineage: Eukaryota; Viridiplantae; Streptophyta; Magnoliopsida; Malpighiales; Euphorbiaceae
Exons: 8
Coding region: 105-758 (217 amino acids)
Cellular component (GO): nucleoplasm
Molecular function (GO): RNA binding
Source: RefSeq, a predicted model, not a curated record